This is a messenger RNA of Camponotus floridanus (Florida carpenter ant), 5513 nucleotides long. It is a transcript of the gene Mcr, whose product is annotated as CD109 antigen. The transcript is spliced from 6 exons. Bases 185 to 5122 code for a protein of 1645 amino acids. NCBI's taxonomy places the organism in Eukaryota, Metazoa, Arthropoda, Insecta, Hymenoptera, Formicidae. The record is from RefSeq and is a predicted model, not a curated record. Gene Ontology annotation, molecular function: endopeptidase inhibitor activity; protein binding. Gene Ontology annotation, cellular component: extracellular region.
CAAAAUACAAGUUUGUAUUUGUAACGGGCCACUCCUUUCGCUCGCGAAUUCUUACACAAUGCUCGACGGUUUUUUUUAAUAUCCUCGUGUGUAAGCGCACGCGGUGAUGCUAAUCGCGUGCAUCAUCUACUAAUAUAUCCUGGACUCGAUUGACUCGAUUGGGAAGUCGCGAUCCUAAGCAAAAAUGUGGAUCUGGAUUCUCUUAUUAUUCCUGGCUUCUGGAAAUGGCCAGGUCAGCCAAGAAUCACCGGAAUAUACUUCAAGAUCUCCUCCACGAAAUCGUUACGAUGAGAAUACAGGCUUCAGGGAUCAGAAUACAGGCUUCAGAGAUCAGAAUACAGGCUUCAGAGAUCAGAAUACAGGCUUUGGAUUCUGGAAUCCUCAAAAUGAGAAUGUUGUAAUUAAAGAAGCUACAUAUUUCGUCGUUGCGUCUCGCAUGGUUAGACCAAAUCAAGUAUACAGAAUUGCUGUAAACAUUCUUCACAGCCCAUUACCUAUGACAGUGCGUUCAUCUAUUCAACGCAAUGGGGUGGAAAUUGCGGCGGAUUAUCAGGAAGUGAAGGAAGGCAUACCAGAAACUCUAAUGAUGCGCAUGCCACCUACAUCUGUAGGUGGUGAUUAUAAAUUGCGUGUGGAAGGGAUGUACAAUGAUUUGAAAGGUGGUCAAGCUUUUUUGAACGAAACCAAAUUGAUAUUCUCACAACGUUCCAUGACUAUAUUCAUACAGUUGGACAAGCCUGUAUAUAUGCAAGGCGAAACUAUACGAUUCAGAACGAUUCCAAUAGACACGGAAUUGAAAGCAUAUAACAAUCCCGUGGACGUAUAUAUGUUAGAUCCAAACAGGAGAAUUAUGAGAAGAUGGCUCAGUAGGCAGAGCAAUCUGGGUACAGUAUCGUUGUCAUAUCAAUUGUCCGAUCAACCUGUGUUUGGGGAAUGGAUUGUACAAAUAAUAGCACAGAAUCAAGUAGAGGAGAAGACAUUCUUGGUGGAAGAAUAUUAUCAAACACGUUUUGAGGUGAAUGUUACAAUGCCAGCGUUUUUCUUUGACAAUGAUCCCUAUAUUUAUGGCAUCGUUCAAGCGAAUUAUACUUCGGGCGCACCGGUAAGAGGUAAUCUAACUCUAAAAGCCAGCUUCAAACCAUUGGACAGAACGCGCAUUUCUUCCGGGAUUGAGCCAGUCGAAAUGUAUUUUAAUUUCAACGAAUAUUAUCCGGCGUGGUUUAGAGCAUUAACUUCUGAUGAAGAGAGAAUACCAGUGUUGAGGUUCUUCAACGGGUCAUAUCACUUCCAAUACCCUAUGCGGGAAUUAUUUAAUUUUGUCCAAUCCAUCGAUGGAAUGGAAGCCACUAUAAUUGCAACAGUAGGCGAAAGAUUCUUGGAUGAGGUGAUUGUCGGCUAUUCUGUGGCGAGGAUUUUCAAUUCCACUACAAAAAUUCGUUUCCUUGGAGGCAGUCCGCAAGUCUUUAAGCCGGCGAUGCCGUUCUCGUUGAAUCUUGUUGCGUCCUUCCAUGAUAACUCGCCACUACGACCUACGCAGCUUAAUGGUGCUCUAAUGGAGAUUCGUGCAGAUGUCGAGAUGCGAAGCGGACGUCGUAACAUUGAUACCCAGUAUCUAAGAGCAUUACCGGAACACGCGGAUGUGUGGUCCGUAAAGAUGGAUCUCAGAAAGCAACUCGGGCUGGAGCAAAACGUCGAUCCUAAUCAGAUUCUGAACGAUGUUACUUCUAUGAGGAUCUACGCACAUUUCACCGACGGUGAAGGUCACGAGGCGCGGACCGAAUUAUUACUGCUCGCUCAUGAGUCUCCAAAUAUGAGGCACAUCAAGAUAUCAACCUCUACUGAAAAGCCUAAAGUCGGCGAAUACAUGGUGUUUCAUGUACAAACCAAUUUCCAUAUCGAUGCUUUCAACUACAUAAUCAUGUCCAAAGGUACAAUACUUUUGACCGGAGAAGACAAUAUGCAACACAGUGUAAAAACCUUUGCGAUACCUUUAAGUCCUGAGAUGGCUCCUGUUGCAACUGCAGUGGUAUAUUAUGUGGGUCGCUAUGGCGAAGUCGUGGCGGAUUCACUGACAUUCCCGGUGAACGGCAUUUCGCGCAAUAACUUCACCGUAUUCAUCAACAACAAGAAGGCGAGAACAGGCGAACGCGUCGAAGUAGCCAUCUAUGGUGAGCCCGGCGCCUACGUUGCAUUGUCGGGUAUUGAUCGUUCAUUCUACACCAUGCAAGCGGGGAACGAACUGACGUAUGCAAAUGUGAUUACGAAAAUGGCACACUUCGAUGAAGACACCAACGGCACUUACUUGCACACCUGGCAGUACCACGACGGCGAUCCAGAUGAAAUCGUGUACUUCCCGUCAUCCACUUUCGGUAUCGAUGUCAAUCGUACAUUUGAUUAUGUCGGCCUAGUUGUUUUCACGGAUGCUGUGAUACAUCGGCGACACGAACUCUGCAAUCAGACUCAAGGAUAUGGCGAGUGCCUAUCUGGUCGAUGUUAUAAAUUGGAGAAAAAAUGUGACGGCGUGUUCGACUGCGAGGACGGUACGGACGAGACGCGAUGCGUAGAGCGAAAUGCAACCGAUUUGGCGCAAUUCCGCAAAUGGCGUUUCAAUCGAAUUCAGAGGCAUUACGAAAACGUCUGGUUGUGGAAGGACAUUAAUAUCGGUCCACACGGUCGGCAAAUCUUCAACCUGGACGUGCCGCGAAGACCGGUUCAUUGGAUGAUUACCGCGUUCAGCAUGUCGCCUAGCAUGGGCUUCGGUAUGUUGCCCAAAGCGUUGGAAUAUAUGGGAGUUCUACCGUUCUUCAUAAAUGUAGAGAUGCCAACUCGUAGCAGGCAAGGCGAACAGAUCGGUAUCCGUGUGUCUGUGUUCAAUUAUAUGCGCCACAAUAUCGAAGCGACGGUGGUAUUGGCAGACUCCAGGGAAUUCAAAUUCGUCCAUGUCGAGAAGAACGGCAUUGUACAGUCGUACAAGCCGCGCACUUCCUUCGGCGAACAUCAGUUCUUCAUUUGGAUUCCUGCACAAGACGCUAGCGUCGUUUAUCUGCCCAUCGUACCGGUGAGACUCGGCAAUAUCAAAAUUCAAAUCGACGCUAGUACUCUGAUCGGGAGGGACUCGGUGACUCGUAAUUUGUACGUUGAGGCCGACGGAGUACCACAGCACCGGCAUGAAUCAAUGUUGUUGGAUCUUAGUAACCGAGCCUAUGUACUUCAAUAUAUGCACGUAAACAUUACCGAGACACCAAUCAUACCAUAUGAUGAAAACCGUUACUAUGUGUUCGGAUCCAACAAAGCGACUAUCAGUUUGGUUGGCGACGUGGUGGGGCCAAUCUUUCCGACAAUGCCGGUAAAUGCGACGAGUCUCAUGAAUCUGCCAAUGGAUUGCGCCGAACAGAACAUGUUUAGCUUCGCCGCCAACAUGUACAACACCUUGUACAUGCGUCUGAUUAAUCAGCGUAAUCGCACGCAAGAAAAAGAAAGUUUCUACUACAUGAAUAUCGGUUAUCAGCGACAGUUAUCGUUUAUGAAUCUCGAUGGGUCUUUUAGUUUCUUCCGCACUGAUUGGAACCAAUCGAUGCCGAGCGUCUGGUUAACAGCAUUCUGUGCGCGGAUAUUCCAAGAGGCCAGCUUCUAUGAAUGGGAAAAUUAUUUGUACAUCGAUCCCGAGGUGAUAGCCCAAUCGGUUUCCUGGAUACUGAAACAUCAGACGGAAAACGGCUCGUUCUACGAAGUAACCUGGCUACCGGACCGAAAGAUGAAUAGUUCCUUAAAUUAUAGAAAUGAUCUAAUGGCUCAUCGAAACAUCAGUCUUACUGCUCAUGUUCUUAUCACGCUGGAAAGCGUCAAAGAUCUCACUGGCGGCUUAGGUUCUCAAGUGGCUCUCAGCGCGGCCAAGGCUGUCAAAUGGUUGGAAAGAAAUCUAAACUUGCUGGAACAAAGUGGCAAGCCAUACGAGGUAGCGAUAGUAGCUUACGCACUUUUGGUAGCGAAAGCCUCGACCGCCGAGCAAGCUUUCAAUAUUCUGGCAAGACAUGCACGGAGAGAGGGUGGGCUGACGUACUGGGGUAGAGAACAGGUGCCGCUUCCUCCAACCAAGACGGAAAAUCAAAGAAGCUUCCUGCUGCCGCGUUUACCUUACAAAUAUGACUCUGAAAACAUAGAAACAACCGCAUACGCGCUGCUGGUGCACGUCGCUCGACAAGAGAUUAUGAUAGAGCCGAUUGUUAUGUGGUUGAACGCACAGAGAUUAACGGAUGGUGGAUGGGCCUCUACUCAGGAUACUGUUUGGGCGAUAAAGGCAUUGAUGGAAUACACCGUGAGAUCGAGAAUAAGGGAUGUCAGUUCACUGACAGUAUCAGUGGAGGCUACCGCUUUGCCGGGACAGACCAAGACGUUGACGAUAAACGAUAAGAAUCUGGCAAGACUUCAAACGAUCGAGAUACCGCAUGGAGAUGCAUGGGGAACUGUGAGAGUGCAAGCAAAGGGCGCGGGCUAUGCUAUUUUACAGAUGCACGUGCAAUAUAAUGUGGACAUAUGGAGAUUUCAAACGCAACCGCCGGUUAAAUCCUUCGAUCUAGUCACUAGAGCGAAUUUCCACGGCAGAAAUCAGUCUCACAUCUCAUAUUUUAGUUGUCAAAGAUGGACGAAUCUCAAUGAAUCUGCGCGUUCGGGUAUGGCUGUAUUGGAUGUAGCCAUACCAACCGGUUACAUAAUCCAGCAGCAAACUCUGGAUAAAUACAUCUUAUCGAAACAGGUGAGAAAUCUCCAGAGAGCACGUUUCCAAGACAAAAAAGUGCUUUUCUACUUCGAUUAUCUGGACUAUGAAGAGACGUGCGUAAAUUUCACCGUGGAACGUUGGUAUCCUGUUGCAAAUAUGUCGCGAUAUCUUCCCAUUCGCGUUUACGACUACUAUUCUCCAGAACGUUUCAACGAAUCUAUAUUCGAUGCACUGCCAACAUAUACUUUAAAUAUAUGCGAGGUUUGCGGUAGUUCACAGUGUCCUUACUGCCCAAUUUACAACGCUGCUACACUUUUAGCAACACCGGCAGGUUUCCUGCUUAUCGCGUCACUUGUUGUCACGAUAACAAGGUAUUUCCGAACGCAACAAUUCAGUGACGGCUAGCAAUCACUGCAAUGACACAAAGAUAAAAAUGUUUGAUCCUUGUCAAUUUCUAUUGCCAUGGUUUGCCUCUCCUAACAGAGCACAAAUAUGGAACGGUACGAUGAUCGAAACAUAUAAUUUUAUAAAAAUGAUACAAAUAAUAUGUGCGAGUCAAACAGAAGACAAGUUAUUAUUUCCGCAUAAACAAUCAAUAAUGUAAUUAAUUAUCUCGUGUAAUUACGCGAAUCAUCAUUGAAAUGAUCAUGCUAUAAGUUUUAUUCCUCUAUUUAAUGAAAUUAUUUUUGAUAAUUCUAACUAUUUUUAUAUACGACAUAUUAAUAUUGAAGAUCUUUUUUCUUGCUAUGUAAUUUAUGUAAGACAUAUAUCAAAAUUUUUUUUUACUUUAUACGCU